This is a messenger RNA of Spinacia oleracea (spinach), 2104 nucleotides long. Its product is annotated as probable amidase At4g34880. The record is from RefSeq and is a predicted model, not a curated record. The coding region runs from base 344 to 1897 and encodes 517 amino acids. The transcript is spliced from 5 exons. Lineage: Eukaryota; Viridiplantae; Streptophyta; Magnoliopsida; Caryophyllales; Amaranthaceae.
AACUUUCACUUUCCGUUUUCUAAUAUGUCAAUCAAACAAGCACUAAAAGUCUAACAUUAUAUUUCCAGCCUAGUCUCUCGAACUACUAAAAACACGAACCCAACUCGUAUUCCCGAGUUCCGAACUCUACUCUCUGAUGUUCCCCUGCUUCUCUAGUUUAUUCCUUUAAAAACAUUAAACAUGUGCUGAAAGUCCAUGUUACUUUACAAGUAUGAUUCCUGAUAAAGGACUAAAACCCACUAAACUAUUGUCCACACCUUUUUUUAAUCAAAACACAGCCUCAAUUACUAUUAAUUCUCCUUCUCAUCCUUGAGCAGAUUAAAUCUUGUAAUCUUAAUUAGCCAUGGCAACCGCAAACUCACAAACUAUCUUUCUGCUAAUUCUUCUCAGCAUAUCAUCAGCCACCUCUCUAGAUCCAAACUUUAAAAUCAAAGAGGCAACCAUAAAAGAUCUCCAAAUAGCCUUCCACCAAAACAAGCUCACCUCAAAAGAACUGGUAAAGUUGUACUUAGAACAAAUCCAAAAACUCAAUCCAAUCCUGAGAGCGGUCAUAGAAGUGAACCCAGAUGCUCUGAAGCAAGCGGAGGAGGCUGAUAGCAGGCGGGAGAAAGCGAAGAAAUGCAACUUAGUUAAAGAAGCUCCAGGGCUAGAUGGGAUACCAAUAUUGUUAAAGGACAAUAUUGCUACUAAAGAUAAGCUGAAUACAACUGCAGGAUCAUAUGCGUUGUUGGGUUCAGUUGUUCCUAGAGAUGCUGGUGUUGUUAAGCGGCUAAGGCAGGCUGGGGCUAUCAUUCUUGGGAAGGCUAGCUUGAGUGAAUGGGCUAACUUUAGGUCUACUGCCGCGCCUAGUGGCUGGUGUGCUAGAGGUGGUCAAGGCCAGAACCCUUACAAUCUAUCAGAAAAUCCCUGUGGCUCAAGCAGUGGAUCAGCCAUAGCAGUAGCAGCAAACUUGGCAGCAAUUACUCUUGGGACUGAAACAGAUGGCUCCAUACUUUGUCCUUCCAGCACCAACUCAGUCGUGGGAAUCAAACCCACCCUCGGUCUCACUAGCCGCGCUGGGGUUAUACCAAUCACUCCUACACAAGACACUGUUGGACCCAUUUGUAGGACUGUGGCAGAUGCAACUUAUGUUCUGGAUUCCAUUGUAGGUUAUGAUCCUUACGAUUCCAAAGCAACAGCGAGUGCAAGAAAAUACAUACCCCAAGGUGGCUAUGCUCAGUUUCUAAAGCUUGAUGGCCUAAAAGGGAAGAGGUUAGGAAUUGUAAGAAAUCCAUUCUUUGACUAUAUUAAAGACCGUCCUAAACAGGACAGAGAUUUUAAGCAACAUUUCCAUACUCUAAGGGAAAAGGGAGCAAUAUUAGUUGAUGAUUUGAAAAUACCCAACAUCGAAGCAAUUGUGUCACAAGAUAUGUCACAGAGUUAUGAGCUUACGGUAAUGCUAGCUGAGUUCAAAUUAUCUUUGAAUUCCUACUUAAAACAACUGAUCAAGUCUCCAGUUCGAUCUUUGGCUGAUGUAAUAGAAUUCAACAACGAACAUGCUCGAAAGGAAAUGAUCAAAGAAUAUAAUCAAGAACUAUUCAUUGCUGCUGAAGCAACAAAUGGAAUCGGACCCAAAGAGAACAAAGCCCUAGCAAUGUUAGUAGAAUGGUCAAAAGAUGGGUUCGAGAAGGUUAUGGAAGAACAUAAGUUAGAUGCAAUUAUUUCGCCUCUUUAUUAUUUUUCAACUGUUCUUGCAAUUGGAGGAUACCCAGGAAUUAGUGUUCCUGCAGGAUAUUAUAAUUAUGGUGUACCAUUUGGUAUAUGCUUUGGAGGUCUAAGGGGUACAGAACCUAAACUUAUAGAGAUAGCUUAUGCUUUUGAGCAAGCUACUGCAAUUAGGAAGCCUCCUGCACUUUAAAAAAUGAAUAUGGUCAAGCGUAGCUUGAGGAGUAAGAUAGUCCACUAUAAAUAAGGGAGAGUAGGCGAGAAAGACAUCCAGAAUAUUGAAGUUUAUUUUAGCUUUGUUUAGCUCUUGAGGGUGAAUAAGGUCUCUCCAAAGCUUGAUAACUAUCCUCUAUUUUCUGUAAUUCCAUUUUUAUCAAUCAAAUUUCUUUUCUUCCUUUAA